ACUAUCCUCUUGAGCCGAGAUGUCGUACAUGCUUCCUCACCUCCAUAACGGCUGGCAGGUGGACCAGGCCAUUUUAUCUGAAGAGGACCGUGUGCUUGUUAUCCGAUUUGGCCACGACUGGGACCCUACAUGCAUGAAAAUGGAUGAAGUUUUGUACAGCAUUGCUGAAAAGGUGAAGAAUUUUGCUGUGAUUUACCUGGUGGAUAUCACCGAAGUGCCAGAUUUCAACAAGAUGUACGAGUUGUACGACCCCUGCACAGUCAUGUUCUUCUUCAGGAACAAGCACAUCAUGAUCGACUUGGGCACGGGUAACAACAACAAGAUCAACUGGACAAUGGAGGACAAACAGGAGAUGAUAGACAUUAUUGAGACCGUCUACAGGGGAGCGCGGAAAGGAAGAGGUCUUGUGGUGUCCCCCAAAGACUACUCAACCAAAUACAGAUACUAACUUAUAUAUAUGUGUUAUUCUUCCUUUGAACAUAUUAUGUAGUUUAUUCAGUGACAUUUCUCUGGAUAUACACCUCGCUGGGACAGUUUGUAUAUUCAUAUGGACACAACAGUGACCUGCCCUUGUGUUAAAUUUUUUCUAUUUAAGGAAGUUUUUCUUUAUUGCAUCUAUGAUCAGGAAAAUUUGUGACCCAUGUCAAUUUAUUGUUGUGGUAUUAUUAUUUUUUUCAAUGUUGUGAAUAAAUGUUUUAAGAGAAA
This is a messenger RNA of Ictalurus punctatus (channel catfish), 705 nucleotides long. It is a transcript of the gene txnl4a, whose product is annotated as thioredoxin-like 4A. Gene Ontology annotation, biological process: mRNA splicing, via spliceosome. Lineage: Eukaryota; Metazoa; Chordata; Actinopteri; Siluriformes; Ictaluridae. Gene Ontology annotation, cellular component: spliceosomal complex; U4/U6 x U5 tri-snRNP complex; U5 snRNP. The record is from RefSeq and is marked provisional.